Messenger RNA from Stomoxys calcitrans (stable fly), 1672 nucleotides. RefSeq lists its product as uncharacterized. The transcript is spliced from 2 exons. The record is from RefSeq and is a predicted model, not a curated record. Lineage: Eukaryota; Metazoa; Arthropoda; Insecta; Diptera; Muscidae. Bases 115 to 1101 code for a protein of 328 amino acids.
CAAGCAUUCAGUAUUGAAAAAACAUUCGUAUAGAAAGUAACGCCUCAUUCAUCGCAGAGCGACGGUUUUUUUUUCUUCAUCUAAAGAACGUGCUUAAAAAUAACAAAGAAGACAAUGAGAUUUCUAGUGAAAACACUACAGCUAAUGCUGUUUGUGGUGACGGUUUACUCAUAUAGCCCAAUGACUGAAUCGCCAGCUCUCAUCAAUGCAUCAGGACAAUCAGCAAGUGCUAGUAUUUCACCAGAAAUUGUGAAUGAGCUGAUAGAUUUUCAGAAUCUAAUACCAACAUCAGUGGUUGACGCUAUAGUGGUCAAGCAUUAUGUGAUCGAUGGCAAUUUUCGCACUGCCCUACAGUAUUUGCGUAGUAAUGCAUUCACACAAUUCCAAAAACAACUGCUCGAUGUACCCGAAAUUAUUGGUCUAUUGGAUUUUCUACACAUGGUGGUUAAUGCAACAACUAUUCAAGGAGCAGCAUCAAGUCCAUCGCCAGCGUUUAAUGAUAAUGGAAUGCACAAAAUACCCACUAAUUCAGUGGCCACUGCCACUGCCACUGGUGAUGCAGGCCUUGGCACCAACCAUUUGGAAGUUGCAUCCAACAGUGUUCUUGCAUACCAAGGACCACAAUUUCAUGGACUAGAGUAUUCUGAUGAUGAUGUCAGGCGACAUGGUCAUGCCUCAGAGAAGCAUCAGCAUCAGCAUCCACAACAGCAGCAUCAGGACCAGCCAUUAGUGGACAUUGUGCUUUUGGAUACUAAGCUGACAUCAACCAACGACCAUUCUUCCAACUUCAUUAUAACUGGUGAUGGUCACAGCCCUCAGCAUCGGCCAUUGGGUUCAUUUACAACAUUCGUUGCCGAAAUAAUAGGAGAAUUACCACAGCCUGCAUAUCAGCAUAUGAUUACUGCCAAAUGCAAGAAAAAUGCAAAAUUUGCGGAUUUCUACAAAGCAUUGAGAAGUGCCGAUUUCAAGCCUCUGGUCGAUGAGGCCAUGAAAACCCCAAAUAUUCAGAAAAUCAUUAAAACCUUAAGUUCGCACAAAAUCGAUGUCAAGUCCUUAGAGCCAAUAGCAUUUAAAGUUAUAUCAUGGGGUCCCAAUGUCUAAGGGCACUUGAUGACAAACCUUCAGAAGAUGUUUGUUCACUUGGGAUAAGUAGCAUUAGAAACUAUACAAUAAUAAAGGUCUUACUCACAAAACAUAACGAAGCCUCAAAAUGGGCUUAUUUGACAGUUCUAUAAAGGAAAUAUGUCAAAUAAAACUAUUGGGUUGCCCAAAAAGUAAUUGCGGAUUUUUCAUAUAGUCGACGAUGAGAAAUUUUUUCUCAGCUUGUGACUCUUUAAUUGCAUUCUUUCUUCUGUCAGUUAUCAGCUGUUACUUUUAGCUUGCUUUACAAAAAAAAAGUGUAAAAAAAGUAUAUUUGAUUAAAGUUCAUUCUAAGAUUUAUUAAAAAUGCAUUUACUUUCUUUUAAAAAAUCCGCAAUUACUUUUUGGGCAACCCAAUAUUUAAAAUAUACACUAACAUUUGUGAAUAAGGUCGUAAGCCUAUUUUAAGGCUUUAUAAAGAUUUGUGAAUAAGGCCGUUACAAUUAAGGAUUUUUAUAAAAAACUAUGUUAAACAAAUUAAUAUGGAAUAAAAAAAAGGCUAAAAUUUGGAUAUAAUUUUGAGAAAAGUCAA